UUAAUUUUCUUCUUAUGAAAAUCACUCCGAAACGUAGUCCCACAUCGUUCUGAUCAGUGGUUUAUCAAUGCUGGCAAAACUAUUCUCCAGGAUUUUCUUUUCUCGGGGGAGCAUGAACUGAAUUGCAUGUUUUUUUGGCUUCAUUAUACCAAUUUCAGAAUUGUGCCCUGUAACUUUUGAAGUACAGAGAGCUUUGUUAUAGGAACCAUGGAGGGGAGAAUGGCACUCUUGUUUCUUUUUGUAUUGGCUGCUGCCUGGGCUUGUGAUGCAAGAGAACUGGCUAAACGUGAUCAAUUGAGCAAACUAAGCAUAAAACCUGAUGUAUGUGCACUUUGUGAGGAAUACACUGCCAAGACACUUGAUUAUCUAAAUGAAAACAAGACUCAGCAAGAGAUCAUUGAUAUUCUGCACAACACUUGCCACCAGCUUCCCCCUUUUAAUCAGAAGUGCAUUACUUUGGUGGAUUAUUAUGCUCCUCUUUUCUUCUUAGAAAUAGCUUCAAUUCAGCCUGAAGAGUUCUGUCACAAGAUCCAUAUCUGUCAUGUCAUUUCAUAUAUUUCCUCUCAAGUUCAAGAAGAUAGCUGCGGUUUUUUCAAAGAUGUUGUUUCAACUCUAUUGACUAAGUUGAAAGAUAGUGAUACCAAGCUAGAUAUAAUUGAGACAGCACUGAAGGUGUGCAACUCAGUGGAGAAGUAUGCAAAUAAGUGCAGAAGAAUGGUUUUGGAGUAUGGACCCUUGGUUUUUGACAGUGCAGAAAAAUUCCUGGAAAACACAGAUAUGUGCACUGCAAUCUAUGCCCUUAAAUCUUUAACGAUGGCUGGCCAACAAGCCUUUCUUCUUUAAGACUCUUAUGGAAACAACGUUCUAACAGAUUUGUGGUGUACUCGUUGCAGAAGAUUGCCAAAUACAUAACACCAUAUUGAGGAGAGAUACAUUGUCAGUGUAAAAUUUUUAAUACAGCAUAUCAAGUUAUGUGUCUGCAUAGAUCAUUGAAAAAUUCAAGACUUUCUAUGUAUGCAUGUUUAAUUAUUUGACAAUACAUUUACAAGCAGUGAGGAAAAACUCAUAUAUAAAAUUCUGGCAUUAAAAG
Vigna radiata var. radiata (mung bean) is the source of this 1090-nucleotide messenger RNA. RefSeq names its product prosaposin-like. Gene Ontology annotation, biological process: lipid metabolic process. NCBI's taxonomy places the organism in Eukaryota, Viridiplantae, Streptophyta, Magnoliopsida, Fabales, Fabaceae. The record is from RefSeq and is a predicted model, not a curated record.